AUGGCCGGUCCACCCCCGGUCAUCGAAGGUUCUUUGAAAAACACAAUUCAUGCACUUGCGUUUGGACUUAUUGUCGCCACGCUUGUGGUGAAUUUCGGCAAGUUUUUCCUGCCGCACUUUUUCCCUUACAUGAUGGGAGUUGUGAUAUUGUUUGAGGCUGUGCUUUUUUCGUUGGACAAGCCUACAGAAAAAUACGACGUAUUUCAGCCCGCUGGUUUGAAGGGUCAGCACAUGGUUGAUGGAUCUAACUCACCGCAAAUAACAGUGUCUGCGCCCGGUGAAGACGCCGAAUUUUCGCCCAGAAAACAAAGGGUCAAAGACAAACAAAAGGCAAGAAAAGAUCAUAAGGGAAGGAGAGAAAGCGGCAUCCCAGGUUCACCUUCAAGGUCGGCUCCUAGGCAUAGUCUAAGUGUACCACCGAUUACUGGAAUGGAAACGACUGAUUGGGCGGGUGAGAAAGGAAAGGAGAAAAGUGAGAAGGAAAAGAGAAAGGAGGAAGAGAAAGAAAAGAAGAAAGAGAAAGAAGAAGAGAAGGAACGACAGAAAGCCGAGAAGAAGGAAGAAAAAGAAAAGGGAAAGGAAGGAGAUGAAGAUAAAAGUGAGAAAGGAUCGUGGAGGAAACGACUUGGCAAGAAACAGAACAGUGAAUAGUUCGAUGCAGAAAGUUUGGUGCGUUCUACUGCUCAAAGUGAUCCCUGUUUUUUCUGAGGGAACUUUAGAAUCGACUGACUUAUAAAAUGCUGGUAGUUUGAAACUUAAAAAAACACACGCAAGAUCUACUAAGUCAUAACUUAAAUGUCUUAAAUUUGACAAAUCGCAUGGACUGUUGUUCAAUCUAGAUUGACAGUCAGUUAGGUCUAAAAGCGAAAUUAUGUAGUCAUUUCAGCUGGAAUACUACUAAUCAUGGUCGACCGUUAGAAACAGUGAAUACUGCUUAAAGGUCUUACGAAGCUGUAGAGUGGCUCGACGUGAACAAUACGGAAAUAACGAUGUUUAGCGCGCAGCUUAGUCAAGAAAAUAACACCUGACAGUAGACGUAUAGUCAUUCCAUACAGGGCUUUGAUCGCANGACAGAAAGCCGAGAAGAAGGAAGAAAAAGAAAAGGGAAAGGAAGGAGAUGAAGAUAAAAGUGAGAAAGGAUCGUGGAGGAAACGACUUGGCAAGAAACAGAACAGUGAAUAGUUCGAUGCAGAAAGUUUGGUGCGUUCUACUGCUCAAAGUGAUCCCUGUUUUUUCUGAGGGAACUUUAGAAUCGACUGACUUAUAAAAUGCUGGUAGUUUGAAACUUAAAAAAACACACGCAAGAUCUACUAAGUCAUAACUUAAAUGUCUUAAAUUUGACAAAUCGCAUGGACUGUUGUUCAAUCUAGAUUGACAGUCAGUUAGGUCUAAAAGCGAAAUUAUGUAGUCAUUUCAGCUGGAAUACUACUAAUCAUGGUCGACCGUUAGAAACAGUGAAUACUGCUUAAAGGUCUUACGAAGCUGUAGAGUGGCUCGACGUGAACAAUACGGAAAUAACGAUGUUUAGCGCGCAGCUUAGUCAAGAAAAUAACACCUGACAGUAGACGUAUAGUCAUUCCAUACAGGGCUUUGAUCGCACAAGCUGGUGCUGUUAGUGCCUCGUGUUAAUAAUUAACUACAAACAAAAUGGAAUACAAGUUAAUUUGCUUCAGUAGAAAAUCUAUUAAAGGUGUUACAUCAUCUGAUUGAAAAAGUGUUUGUAUUAGCCUAAAAUGUAUAAUUUUGGUAGAUAGUAAGAUUUGUAAACCUCGUUUGGGUAUCAUGCUAAUGUGUUGAUAUGCUGUUUAAUUUGGCUCUUAGCCAAAAAAACCCUGUUUUGGAUAAAUUCAUGAG
Porites evermanni is the source of this 1854-nucleotide messenger RNA. Lineage: Eukaryota; Metazoa; Cnidaria; Anthozoa; Scleractinia; Poritidae. The record is from the annotation of a GenBank genome assembly.